Messenger RNA from Penicillium brasilianum, 462 nucleotides. Lineage: Eukaryota; Fungi; Ascomycota; Eurotiomycetes; Eurotiales; Aspergillaceae. The record is from the annotation of a GenBank genome assembly.
AUGUUCCGCUUCAGCAAAACCCUCGACCCAAUAACCCUCUUCCACUCCCCCUCCCUCGCCCCCUCAACCCGAGUCCUCAACAUCCUCAAACAAGCCUCGAUCGCCGCCUCCGAAACCGCCACCGAAGACCAAGCGUCCGACCACUCCGCCCACAACAAGCAGCAGCGCGGCGAGUUCGAGCUCGAGGUGACCACCUCGGCGCCGACGACCGACCAGCUGCACAGUAUCCUGGAGUAUAUCAGUCCGGUCAGCGGGACGGGCGGGCAGGGCGGGAAGGCGGUUUAUGGAGUUGGCGAGUUGGUGAAGGGGGCCAAGGAUGCGGAGGAUGCGGUGAAGAAGUUUAAGGAGGAUCAGGAGCGGUUUGUUAGGCCUGUGACUGUUGAUUGGGUGAAUGGUCGCGCUGUGAUUGGCGAUAAUGAGUCCGAGAUUUUGCGCAUGGUGCGCCAGCUUCCUGAGAACUAG